Ochlerotatus camptorhynchus is the source of this 1311-nucleotide messenger RNA. Its product is annotated as endoplasmic reticulum-Golgi intermediate compartment protein 3-like. Lineage: Eukaryota; Metazoa; Arthropoda; Insecta; Diptera; Culicidae. Gene Ontology annotation, biological process: retrograde vesicle-mediated transport, Golgi to endoplasmic reticulum; endoplasmic reticulum to Golgi vesicle-mediated transport. Bases 140 to 1300 code for a protein of 386 amino acids. Gene Ontology annotation, cellular component: endoplasmic reticulum membrane; endoplasmic reticulum; COPII-coated ER to Golgi transport vesicle. The record is from RefSeq and is a predicted model, not a curated record. The transcript has 6 exons.
UUGACGUGGUGGAUACGUGUUUUUUUAUCAGACUCUUAAUUUAUUUCCAGUGGAUUUAAGAAGCGGUAAUUUUGUUUUGUCAAAUCUUCUUCUUUAAACGCGUGUGAAUAAUAUCUGUUUGAAAUUGAAUUAUACCAUCAUGGCUUUACUGGAUUCUCUACGCCGGUUUGACGCGUACCCAAAAAUUGAUAAGGAGUUCAGCAUUAGAACUGUUGGUGGGGCUACAUUAACAUUUAUUAGCGGAACGAUUAUCAUUGUUCUUAUUUAUUCGGAGCUUAUAUCCUACUUAACGCCAGUCGUUACCGAUGAGCUUUUCGUGGACUCAACACGGGGGCAAAAACUGAAAAUUAAUUUGGAUUUUUACAUUCCUCGAAUCUCAUGCGAUUAUGUAUCCCUAGAUGCUCAAGAUGCUACCGGCGAACAGCACCUACAUAUUGAGCAUACAAUUUAUAAAAGAAGGAUGGAUCUUCAGGGAAAUCCAAUAGAAGAGCCAAAAAAAGAAGAUAUACAAGCGCCCAAACCACGCAUCGAAACCACCGAAACUCCAUCUACGGAUGAUAAAUGUGGCUCAUGCUAUGGAGCUCAAAAGAACAGUUCCCAUUGCUGUAAUACUUGCCAAGACGUAAUCGAUGCCUACCGAGACAAGCAAUGGAAUCCUACAUUGGAAGAUUUCAAACAAUGUCAGAAUGAUGUUAUGAUUGGUAAAAAGAGUCUCGAAUCCAAAGCAUUUAGCGAGGGAUGUCAGGUCUAUGGGUCAAUGCAGGUGAACCGAGUGGGUGGAAGCUUCCACAUUGCACCGGGAAAAAGUUUCUCUAUUAGUCACAUUCACGUACAUGACGUACAACCUUUCUCUUCAAGUCGGUUUAAUACGUCCCAUCGAAUUAAUACACUGUCGUUUGGAGAGGAGUUCGGCUACGGACAAACUAGACCAUUGGAUUUCACGGAGGAAACUGCCCACGAAGGCGCAAUCAUGUUUCAGUACUACAUAAAAAUCGUUCCAACGGAAUUUGUCCCCUUGAAUGGACCUACACUACACACUAAUCAAUUUUCCGUGACAAAGCAUCAAAAGAGUGUAUCGGUGAUGAGCGGUGAAUCUGGAAUGCCAGGUAUUUUCGUCAAUUAUGAACUCUCUCCUUUGAUGGUCAGGUUUACGGAAAAACGGAACUCAUUCAGCCAUUUCGCAACAAAUCUCUGUGCGAUUAUCGGUGGCAUUUUCACUGUAGCUGGUAUUAUCGAUUCGUUGCUGUUUACAUCAAUUCACGCUUUGAAGAGGAAAAUCGAACUAGGGAAAUUCAGCUAAUAGUGACACAA